This is a messenger RNA of Daktulosphaira vitifoliae (grape phylloxera), 1310 nucleotides long. RefSeq names its product venom protease-like. The record is from RefSeq and is a predicted model, not a curated record. NCBI's taxonomy places the organism in Eukaryota, Metazoa, Arthropoda, Insecta, Hemiptera, Phylloxeridae. Gene Ontology annotation, molecular function: serine-type endopeptidase activity. Bases 248 to 1180 code for a protein of 310 amino acids. Gene Ontology annotation, biological process: proteolysis. The transcript has 6 exons.
UACUGCUGUUGAAUAUCUUCGGAGUUUAACUUGUGGUUUUCAAGGUUUUGAUCCCAAAGUUUGUUGUGUUCUAAAUCUUAACCUUUCGACAGAAAAGGGAAAUGUACAACUUAAUGAAUCAUUAGGGCAGGACAAUAGUGAUAACCAGACAAUCAUAAAUGAAAAAGAAGAAUUUUAUACAAAUCUGAACAAUGAUAAUUUUACAAUAAGUUUGAAUAACACUAGUAAUUUGGAAAAUAAUAUUACCAUGGAAGACAGCAUUCGAGUUGGUCAGUUUGGUUAUUAUAAUAAUAUAAGAAAUAGGCCAAACUGGAAUAGGGUCACAAACAAAUCAACAGUAACGACUUUUCAAUUUGAAAGUAUUAAGCAAUCAAAAUUACCAUUACAAACUGCAUGUGGGUUAACAAAAGUAACACGAGAUAAAAUAAUGGGUGGAUCUCCACCAUUAUUAGGAGAUUGGCCAUGGAUGGUAGCAUUAGGAUAUUGGGAUGAAAGGAAACCACAUAUUCCCAUUCAAUGGAUGUGUGGUGGUACUUUGAUAUCUGAUAGAUUUGUGGUAACAGCAGCUCAUUGUACUGGCAGUGUAGGUGGUCGAAAACUAACUAUAGCACGACUGGGUGAACUAAAUUUAGAUCCAUUUAUUGAUGAUGGAGCUUCACCCCAAGAUAUUUCAGUAAUUAAAAUAAUCCCUCACGAAUCGUAUAAUAGUAAACAAAUUACGAACGAUAUUGCUUUACUUAAGCUGGAACGAUCAGUUCAAUUUAAUGCUAACAUUCAACCAAUUUGCUUACCAAUGGAUACAAAAAUGAGAUCCAAAACAUUUGUAAAAUAUUCACCAACUGUUAUUGGCUAUGGCGCGACAAGUUUUCGAGGACCUACAAGUACAGCAUUAUUAGAAGUUGUAGUUCCAGUUUUAGAUAAUUUAGAAUGUAAACGUGCAUUUAAAAACUCUCCAGCAACAAUUGAUGAAAAAAUUGUUUGUGCAGGUCAUUUAAAUGGUGGAAAAGAUUCAUGUCAGGGUGAUUCUGGUGGUCCGCUGAUGAUACCUAAUGGAAAACAGUUCUAUUUAAUUGGUGUUGUCUCCUUUGGAUAUAAAUGUGGAGAACCUGGCUACCCAGGAGUGUACACUAGAGUUACACAGUUUGUUGAUUGGAUAUCAAAUACAAUUAACAAAAAUUAAAACAAUAAUAUUCAUCAAGUUUUUUAAAUGAAUUAAAAUCAUCUAAUUAGAAACAAAUUUGUUUUAUUAUUAAGAUUAUAAAUAAUUAAAUAAUUUAGUGAGAUAUGAAAUAAAUUAAAAUAAGUUAUUA